Aspergillus japonicus CBS 114.51 is the source of this 2270-nucleotide messenger RNA. RefSeq names its product putative AMP-binding enzyme. Bases 224 to 2065 code for a protein of 613 amino acids. Gene Ontology annotation, biological process: fatty acid metabolic process. The record is from RefSeq and is a predicted model, not a curated record. Gene Ontology annotation, molecular function: medium-chain fatty acid-CoA ligase activity. Lineage: Eukaryota; Fungi; Ascomycota; Eurotiomycetes; Eurotiales; Aspergillaceae. The transcript is spliced from 7 exons.
CUCUUCUUCUUCUCAUUGACUUCGCUUCAUGUACUCUCUGAGUGCGAGAGAAACAUUACCUUACACCAAACCUUGACCAACAACCUAUACUUGAUCCAUACCUCCAUACCACUGCCACUCCUACUGCCGCCUCAAAGCAAGGGGUGAGGUGCGGUACAGUACAUUGACGUCUUCCACCGAGGACAGACUUGAUGUAGCUCUCAUCCGACCCAAAGUACUGGCAAUGUAUCGCUUCAAUUCAUUUGUCCGCUGUCACCCUUGGAGGUCACACUGCCUGCCAAGAACCCUCCAGUCGUCGAUAGCUUGGCGGCGCGGACUUCUUACUCAGAGCUAUGCCCGAGGGCCGUCCGAGCCUCCCUUGUUUGAUUCGACGGUUGGCGACCAUUUCGCCCAGAUUGUCAAGGUACAUGGCGAUCGGACAGCCGUCAUUUCCAAGCAUCAAAACGAAAGAUUAACAUAUGCCGCUCUGGACGCCAAAAGCAAUGCGUUUGCAAGGGGCCUGGAAUCCAUCGGGGUACGCCGAGGUGACCGAGUUGGGGUCAUGCUGGGAAACUCCAUGGAAUAUGCCAUCGUAACUUAUGCACUGUUCAAACUAGGAGCAAUUUUGGUGCCCAUCAAUCCAUCAUUCAACACUACUCAACUAGCAUCGGCCCUAAGUCACCUCAAUACCAGCCAUUUGGUCGUCAGUGCGGAGUCGAACCUGCCCCGGAAGCCUCCACGGAGCAAUGUGCCACUUCUGGAGACUAUCGUGCCGGACCUUGCAAGCCUUAGACUAAAGUCAGAACUCAUCCCAUCACUGAAGAAUAUCAUUCUUGUCGACAACUCUUCUGGUCGCUUCCAAGGCACCGGCUACCGGGUACUUACGCCAUAUUCCUCACUAACAUCCGAUGCUGCGUUUGAUGGGAGCUCUCUACCACCACAGGACCUCUCCCCUGAUGACAUUAUAAACAUCCAAUUCACAUCCGGGACAACGGCUAUGCCCAAGGCUGCAUGUCUGACGCACCGCUCAAUUCUGAACAAUGGUUCUCAGAUCGGAGACCGCAUGCGCCUCACCCCCGAGGAUAUUGUCUGCUGUCCCCCACCUCUCUUUCACUGCUUCGGCUCUGUUUUGGGGUACAUGGCAACGGGGACCCAUGGUUCUGCCAUUGUGUUCCCGACAGAGUCCUUCAACGCCAAAGCCGCCCUCAAAGCAGUGCAAGAAGAACGGUGCACAGCCCUGUACGGAGUGCCCACCAUGUUCCUUGAGGAGCUCAAUCUGCUCGAGAGUGGCGAGGUCUCACCCGAGGGCUUUCAGUACCUCCGGACUGGCAUUGCAGCCGGAAGCAGCAUUCCAGCGGAGUUGAUGAAGAAGCUUCAUAAAGUCCUCAACCUCACCGAACUCACCAUCUGCUACGGCAUGACCGAGACCAGCCCAGUCUCCGCCAUGACUACAACCGAUGACCCGAUCGACAAGCGUAUCCACACCGUCGGCACCCUUCUACCCCACGUGGAAGCCAAAGUGGUUGACCUGGCCGACCACCGCAAGGUUGUUCCCGUCGGUGUCCGCGGAGAGCUGGCAGUCAGCGGCUACCUCCUGAUGAAAGAAUACUGGAACGACCCGGAAAAAACAGCCGAGGUGAUGAUUCCCGACGAGAAUGGGAAAGUCUGGAUGCACACUGGUGAUGAGGCAACCAUCUGCCCAGACGGCUACAUCACAAUCACCGGUCGGGUCAAAGAUCUUAUUAUACGCGGUGGCGAGAAUAUCCAUCCCCUGGAGGUAGAAAACUGUCUUCUUGCCUACCCCGGAGUCUUGAAUGUGUCGGUCGUUGGGGUCCCGGACGAACGAUACGGUGAGGCGGUGGCUGCAUUUAUCAUACACCGCGACGUCGACGGCGAGGAUGCUAAAGAGGAAAAGGUCAAAAAAUAUGUCAACGAGACACUGAGCAAUCACCUUGUCCCGAAAUAUGUGUUUUUCCUGCCCUCCUCGGAGUCUUUUCCGAAAACUGCGAGUGGCAAGGUUCAGAAAUUCAUGCUUCGCGAGAUUGCAGUCAAGAGAUUGAAGGAGAAGGAGAACCAGCUCGCAUGAUGCACUGGCUUGGCUAUUUGGACAUCUAUAUUACAUGAAGAAAGCCGUUGGAUUUAACCAUGGGGUCUGUUGGAUUGAGAUGGAUUGGAAAUGUACAUAGAUGUAAAACAUUCUACGCUAUGAUGAACAAACGGAUGGUUUGUGGGAAGGCAAUGAACGCUACGAUUCGAGGGUGCGUCAUUAUCAUUACUGCUCAUCAUUGGCC